UUUUAUUCAGUUUAUCUUAUUCGUAGACAACGCGUACUUUGCACAAUGCCGAAGGCACCAUGCUGCUGGGCAUCGAACGAGCUGAGCAGGGAUAAGGAGAACUAUAUACGCUGUUCAACCAGACAGAAUCCUCAGAGCAAUGAUACUAAGGAUAAGAAAGGCAAGCCGGACAAGAAUAUGUGCUGCGGGCCAGCGUUUCGCUUGCAAAUGGCCAAGGAGGCCGAGAAGGACACCAACGUUGACAUCGACGCCAUGUGCGGUCCGAAAGGCAAGGGCAAGAAGAAGGUCAAGCCCGACAAGGACAAGUUCCGGUGCUUCGUGGCCAACAUGAUCUGCAUGAAGCUCUAUAUGCCCGGCCGCGACUUUGAGGACCGAGACCAGCUGCAAAUGAACGUGGUCAUAUGCAAGGGCUGCACUCCGGUCUUGUGCUCGAGCCGCAUCGGGGUCAACUGUAUGCCCUCUGAGCCGAGCGCUCGAUUCUCAAUGCUGCCCGAGUGUCUGGACAAGGCGCUCACGGAUGGCGUCAAUCUGUCUGUGAAGUACAUGAAUAAGGAAAUCGGACGCGGCUGCUUUGCCCCGCCAGAUAGUGUCAUACUGCGGAUGACCAACACAACUGAAGAGGUUGUCUAUACCACAGAAGUAGAGCUGACAUGUAAGGGCUGUACCGUGGGCCUGUGCACAGUACGCCUCUCGAUGACCAUGCAGUGUCAAAGCAUCGAAGACGAUGACGAAACCGACGAUGACGGCGACGGCGACCACGACGACGACGACGAUUGCACUGGCGUUUCAAUGGGGGUGGAUACAGAUAGCUCUGCAGAAACCUCUUCCGAUCCAUGCCAGGGCUUCGUCAGCAUUGAUGAUCAGUCGGACGAUUCAAACAACUUUUGUGAUACAUCCAAUAACAACAGUAGAACUUGUGGCGGUGACGAGCUGCGGUCGCGCAAACUGAUCGACGUGGCUGGACCGUAUAAUGUAUACAGCGCCGACAAGUCCGACAAUGGCUGCUUGAAGAUCGAGGCAUCGGCCGGACCCGGCCAUCAGUUCUCAUUCGGCUCGCGAUCCUAUUUGGGGGAAGGCAAUGUGAAUCGCAUGUGCUCGCAAGCCUCGGCGCCAAAGCUGAAGCAGAUGGGUGUGAAGCCGGAACGUUCGUGCCUCAUGUGCCACGCGGAUGUGUCCUGGCUGCCCCAGAUAGCGGCGUGUCCGCACUGCGGCUACAAGCCGCUGCCCAUAUUCACGGAGAAGGAGUACGAUGAGUCGGCCACGGCCAAGGACAUCAUCGUUGACUUCUUUCAGCAGAAGAGCAGCGAGUCGAAGAUCUCCAACACCAACACCUGCCACGAUUUUGGCUCUGAAUCCAAAACCGAGGAGGCAUUCGAAUCGAUUGUGAGCGAUUACAAAUCACUCAAGCAGAGCAUUAAGAAAUGCAAAAGUAUACAGCCAUGCAACAAGACCUCGUCAAAGAAGUUGCCUACAGACUUGGUUAGUAUUUUCGCGGAAAUGAAGAAACUUUUCGAGGUCGGCGAAGAUGACUCGGAUAAGAAGCUGAAGAUCAAGCAAAUCUGCGAUGAGGCCUGCAAGCUGGCCAAAGCAUCGAAGAAACACCGGAAACACUCGAACAAAAUCUCAGAUCUUUGCGCCGAGCCCAAGAAGACGAAGAGACGCAAGGCGCAGCCAAAGUUUAAUGUAAAGUCCAAGGUCUAUGCGCCCAUGGAUAAGCUGGCCCAUCCUCGACUGGGCCACACCCAUUGUUUCGACGAUGGACGCAUGGUGCCCGGCCACAUGGGCUGGCUCUGGACGGACAAUCCAUUGGCGAAGCUGCCCGGCUGGCGACCCGGCGCCAUACGCCGGUCCAUACGCGAGCUGAUGGGCUACUUCCUCAAGGAUUAUCCCGUCGACAGUAUACCCAUAUCGAAAUAUAUGUCGUAUCACAAACAGAAGCCAAAGCCCAGCCACGAGAUGGAGGAAAAUCCAGAGGAUUUGGUGCAAUUGCCGACUCUGCACAUCGAGAAGAAGAACGACGAGUAUCUCAUCACGCUGCGACCGCUCAAGGAUCCAGAGACGCUGAAGCGGGCCGCCAAUCCCUAUGCGAAUAUGAAGCCUGUGCAAUUUCGCAUCGUGAAGGAUCCGCUGCUGAAGAAGGUGCGGGAACUGAAGCGAUGCCUCAAGAACAUGGGCUUCAGCAAGUGCAAGUGCCACAGGCCCGUGAUGCAGUGCUACUGCCGCAGCUUCAUCGACAAGAAGCAGCUGGUGGAUGAGUUGCAGCGGCAGUGCGCGAAGCGUGAGAUGCACAACUGCGAGAACGAGCUGGUGCUCUCAGAUACCACGGACAGCGAGGCCGAAUUCGAUUUUGGCGUGACGCCGCCGGCGGGUCUAAUGCAUCCGGAGCGACUGAAGGUCAGCCACAGGACCAACGCAGAGACGCAGUACAAUGAGAACGACUGGGCCCUGCCCACCAUGUAUCCGCAUCCGCCCAACGCCUACGUGCAGUACGGCGGCUGCGUCAUAGGCGAGCGCAAAGACAGAUUCCCCUGGAUCUUUGGCAAGGGCUUCGUGCAUCAGGAGCCAAAGCCGCCCAGAAUGCGCAACCCGCCCAAGAAGACAGAAAAGAAACCAGCUCCCGGGUCAACAAAGCCCCGCCAGAAGGGAGGCUACAAUAGCGAAUCUCAGGCAGCGACUACUUUGGAGAAGGAUCGCAAAGAUAGUCAAUCAUACGAUGCGCGCCAUCAGCGCAUCAACCGAGCUGCCUAUCCGCCGACUGCCAAGCAGUUCCAAAAGGUCACUUCGAAAGUUUCCCUGAACUCCAAGAAAGUACGAUUUUCAGCUAGUAAAACCGAGAGGUUCAGUACGUAGUCGUAUCGAAAUUUUUAUUUGAUCAAUUUUUUUUAAGUUUUAGCCAAAUCUUCAGAUAAUAAUUAAUUUCGCUUUAUACAAAA
This is a messenger RNA of Drosophila navojoa, 2933 nucleotides long. It is a transcript of the gene Ppi1, whose product is annotated as Protein phosphatase 1c interacting protein 1. NCBI's taxonomy places the organism in Eukaryota, Metazoa, Arthropoda, Insecta, Diptera, Drosophilidae. The record is from RefSeq and is a predicted model, not a curated record.